Messenger RNA from Saccostrea cuccullata (small rock oyster), 3277 nucleotides. RefSeq names its product solute carrier family 52, riboflavin transporter, member 3-A-like. The transcript has 4 exons. Gene Ontology annotation, cellular component: plasma membrane. NCBI's taxonomy places the organism in Eukaryota, Metazoa, Mollusca, Bivalvia, Ostreida, Ostreidae. Gene Ontology annotation, molecular function: riboflavin transmembrane transporter activity. Gene Ontology annotation, biological process: riboflavin transport. The record is from RefSeq and is a predicted model, not a curated record. The coding region runs from base 347 to 1831 and encodes 494 amino acids.
AGAUACGUAUAAAGAUAAAAAAAAAAAAAGAAGAUGUGAUUGUAAGAAAAUUCGACUUGGAUUUCAUUUAAUUUUCAGCACUUAUUAUCAUUGGGUAUACUGGUAGCUUCCUUGUAAGUUGUGCUUUCUAGGAAUAUUCAUUCAACCUUAAACAAAAUACCCCUUCAACACCUAAUACGAUCCAAAGCCAGAAUGUUGGUAAAAACGUCUGUGCAGUGUGUAUAGUAAAAGUUAAAGCACGGAAUCCUAUAAGGUUAUUGAUCCCCCCGACGAAUUCAUUUUACAACUUUGAAGAUAGGAUGUAUCCCAUCUGAUUUGGAGGUGGAUUACGCUUUUUCACCGAAAUAUGAAACUAGAGACAAGUGUACCCCAGACAGAAGAAUCGGAACCAGAAUCAAGGAUGUUCAAGUGUAAAAACAUAGACAUCAUUGUGUAUAUAACAGUCAUCAUUUUUGGCAUUGGAUCAUGGGUAGACAUCAAUGGAUUAUGGGUAGAACUUCCAGCAAUGAUUACAGAGGGUCUCCCUGAAGGGUGGAACCUGCCUUCUUAUUUAUCAGUCAUAAUCCAAAUCGCCAACAUAGGACCACUCAUAGUUACUCUAGUUCAUGUAUGUGCCCCUGGAAAACUUAACAACAUAGGUGUGGUUUAUGUCAUAUUAGGAAUAGGAAGUUUAGCUUGCCUGUUUUUGGCUUUUUACUGGAAAACCACAGCUUUUGUCGCUGGAGAAGAGAGAAGCAUAGUGCUGCUCGUGUUACAGUUCUUCCUAGCUUUAGUGGACUGUACCACAUCAGUUGUGUUUCUUCCCUUUAUGGUGAAGUUUAAGUCGGAGUAUUUGACGGCUUAUUUUAUCGGAGAGGGAAUGAGUGGGAUGGUGCCCAGUCUGGUAGCCUUGGGUCAAGGCAGCGGGUCAGUGUCCUGUGUGAAUGUGUCCUCAACCAACGCCACCACCAACAUAACAACGUACAGCGUAUAUCCGAAAUCCAACCCUCCGAAUUUCCCUGUGCGGGAUUUUUUCUUGUUUCUAUUUGCUAUGGUGUUUUCCAGUGGCAUAGCAUUUACAUUCCUGAACUAUGUUCCGUAUUAUAAAAAAGAGUAUGCUUCAGAGGAUGAGGUAUCAGAAUCGUCAGAUGAUAGUAAAUUUCAAAGCAGCUACGAACUAAGUAAUGGUGAAACCAACGGAAGGUCAACUUUCUCAGACCCUGCAACAAUUGGAUCAUCCACAUCCAAACUUGUAAAGCAAGGGACUCAUACCCAAAGUGUCGACAAAUCAGGGAUAUUGAAUGAUGACGUUAAAAUAACCAAAGUAGUUCAGCCUAUAUCCAAGUCCCUGUAUAUAUACUUCAUGAUUCUGACAGCUUUUUUGAAUUCCCUUACAAACAGUGUCUUUCCAUCCAUACAAACAUUUUCAUGCAUGCCAUAUGGAAUAUCAGCAUACCACCUAACAGCAGCACUGUACAAUAUUUCUAACCCCGUAGCUUGCUUUAUUGCCAUGUUCUAUUCAGCGUCUUCCUCCACUGUUAUUAGUUUCCUCUCCUUCCUGGGGUCUGUGGUGGCAGCCAUUAUUCUAUAUACUGCAGCAGCUAGUCCCACCCCAUUUCUUGUUGGAACUCAGACUGGAGAAGCCCUCAUUGUCACAAUAUGGGUUGUUGGAGGACUACUUUUAACAUAUUCCAAAGUUGCCAUAGCUACUGUGUUUAGGUCACAGGGUCAAAGGGCACUGAUGUGGAUUGGUGUGAUGCAACAAGUGGGGUCAUUUUUUGGGGCAGUGCUAUUUUACCUUAUCAUAAACGUGUGGUCAAUGUUCAAGAGUGCACCUUACUGUCCAAGUUGAUUACAAACAUAAAUUUAGCCAUAAAAUUUAAAAACACUGCCUUUCAGAAGAGAUGUUUAUUCAUAUUUUUGUAAAUGUUCUGUCAAAUAUUUACUGAAUUACUGAAUGGGCCAAUUUUUAAAAACACUGCCUUUCAGAAGAGAUAUUAAUCCAUAUUUUUGUAAAUUUCCUGUCAAAUAUUUACUGAAUUACUGAAUGGGCCAAUUUUUAAAAACACUGCCUUUCAGAAGAGAUAUUAAUCCAUAUUUUUGUAAAUUUUCUGCCCAAUAUUUACUGAGAGAAUCCAGUGUUUUCUAUGCUUCUAUCUUAGGUUUUUACAAGUUUUUGGUUUUCAUAAUCUUUUAAAUGUUAAGAAAUUAAAAUAUCACUUUUGACUCCAAGGAUUCUAUCAAUGUUGUCAUGCCCUUUUUGUGGCUGUCUGAAUUUAGAAAAGUUACUCCUGAUGUUAAUCAAUUUACAUUUGCAAUUUACUUCCAGAUUAUGUUAUGAAUAUUUUGUGAAUGUAGCGAAUUUGAUGAGUGAUGUGAACUGACAACUUGAUUUUAGAGCAGUUAAGUAACAGCUUGCUUUUUUGUGCUGUAAAAUGUUUGCUUAUAAUGUGAUGUUAUUAUUUUGACUUAGAUCUGAAAAAGUUAUUUACAAUGUAUAUACAUAUAUUGCUUGAUAAGUAUUGUUUACACAUGUAUCAUGUUUAUUCUUUAUACAUGUAUAUUUUAUUAAUUAUUUUUGUAUGCCUGUUGUGUGAGUGGUUACAGAUGUAUGACGUAGAAGUGCUGUUUGUUUGUUUGUUUUUGUUUGAGUUCAUGUUUAUUCUUUAUACAUGUAUAUUUUAUUAAUUAUUUUUGUAUGCCUGUUGUGUGAGUGGUUACAGAUGUAUGACGUAGAAGUGCUGUUUGUUUGUUUGUUUUUGUUUUGAGUUUUUUUUUUAAUCUUGCAUUUUGUUUGUACCUUUGCCAACAAUAAGAAUUACUAGUAAUUUGAUAUCAAAAUCGUCCCUACUCGAUAAUUUUUUUCAGCACUUUGAAAUUUUAAUACUUUUUCUUUAGUUUCCAUAGAAAUUGUUUCAUUUUAAAGCUAAUUAAAAGGUAUUUAAGUUUUUUGGGAUGCUAUUUUGAUUGAAAUAUUUUUAGCAAUACACCUGUAUAGCUAUCCAGUGUCUAAUAAAAACAUCAAUUAAUUUCAGAGUCUGGGAUUUUUAUGACAUUUCAAUUUCUUCAUUACCGUAAACCAGAGAAAAAAAACAAUUAUACAAACUGUAACUACCUACCUACCCACCUUGAAAAAUGUGGGCAGAGUACAUCAAACAGAAAUAUUUUUAAUGAUUGCCUUGCUGUAUAUGUUAAACAUUUGUGCAAGACAUUUUACCUGUACAUGCCAUUGUACCAUUCUCAGCUAAGAGGAUUUGUCAUCACUUAUAAUAUUUUGUAAUAAAUGUUAUAAAAUUCA